GGAAGCUUCCCGUAACAGUGCAACCCUUAUUAUAUGAGUAGGAAGCGAUCAAAAAUGUCUUCCAGUGGCACUCUGAGUAACUGCUAUGUGGACGCUAUAAUGGGGCAGGAGCCGGAGGAUGUGUACGGUGCUCGCUUUAUUCAGGCUCCACAUACGAUGACCCCGAGGCCGUCAGGUGCCGGGGACAACGCAGACUUUUCCUCGUGUAAUUUUGCACCAAAGUCCGCUGUUUUCUCGUCGUCCUGGUCCUCAGUUCAUCCUCAGGGGAUUUAUCAUCCAUACGUCCACCACCACCACCACCACCAGUCCCAUCUGCCCGCGUCGGACGGCAGAUAUGUCGGCGUCCGACCGUGGAUGGACCCCAUUUCAAACCACGUUUCGUUCGCCGGAUUCCCUUCCAGCAGUCGGUCGUACGGAACAAAGCCAGAGGUCUUGCCAGCUAAAUCUACAGAUUGUGACACGUUGGAAGCGGAGGCUCGGCCGCUCGCAGGCGAAUUCACGUGUGGAGUAUCGGAGUGUCCAGAAAAAGCAACCAAAGAGCACAGUGGAAGUGAGCUUUCGAGCCACAGCGAACCCAAAGAGGAAAAACAAAAACUUGACCCAAGUAACCCCGCAGCGAACUGGAUUCACGCACGCUCCACGAGAAAGAAACGGUGUCCUUACACAAAAUAUCAGACUUUAGAGCUGGAGAAGGAGUUCCUCUACAACAUGUAUUUGACAAGAGAUCGGCGCUAUGAAGUCGCCCGCAUACUCAGUUUAACGGAGAGACAAGUGAAGAUCUGGUUCCAGAACAGAAGGAUGAAAAUGAAGAAGAUCAACAGAGAGAGGAACGGCAAGGAGCAGCUAUAAGCCCACUGCUUGUGCCAUUUCAUACAUUUUGACGUUUGUACCAAGGAAGCCAUGCGAACAAUUACAUUUAUUUUGGUAGGAGCCUCCUUAGCCUUUUUUUUUUUUAAAUCAUAUAUUAAGUGUCAGUGUUCUGGGGUUAUUUGGCCAAAUAUGGAUCACAUGUGCAGAAAUUUGAUGGCACACACACACACACACACACACACACACACACACACACACACACACACACACACACACACACACACACACACACACACACACACACACACACACAGGAUCUGUCAAACAAUGUUUCAAGCCAGGUGAAAUUUUUACGCAACAAACUGGGAUGUUUACGCAGCAGGAAGCAUGUAUGUGCAUCGCUGUUAUUUAGAGUUGUAUAAAAAUCAUAGCAACUACUUUGACUGCUCACUACACCCACGGCGCGCAGUAUCAGCAAAGCGAGAAUUUCACUGACUUUUGCUUAAAAUCUUUGUUCAUGAGCUCGAUGACUGAAAAAUAAAUCUUUUUUUUUUUUUGUUUUCUCACAGG
This is a messenger RNA of Archocentrus centrarchus (flier cichlid), 1380 nucleotides long. It is a transcript of the gene hoxd9a, whose product is annotated as homeobox D9a. The transcript is spliced from 2 exons. The record is from RefSeq and is a predicted model, not a curated record. Gene Ontology annotation, cellular component: nucleus. NCBI's taxonomy places the organism in Eukaryota, Metazoa, Chordata, Actinopteri, Cichliformes, Cichlidae. Gene Ontology annotation, biological process: DNA-templated transcription; embryonic skeletal system morphogenesis; proximal/distal pattern formation. Bases 34 to 849 code for a protein of 271 amino acids. Gene Ontology annotation, molecular function: DNA-binding transcription factor activity, RNA polymerase II-specific; RNA polymerase II cis-regulatory region sequence-specific DNA binding.